AUGUUUUUAAAAGCAAGAUUUGUUGAUUGCCAAUUUGAUGAAUCAAUUUUCCCUUCGUUAGGGGGAAAUAAGCCAAAACUUGAGGAACGCCGUGAAAUUUCAUGGAAUACACCAUCAUUAGCCCACUUUGAUCCUCGUACAAAAAAAUGUGAACUUGAGGUUCAAAGAAUCAUACAUUUGCAAAAUAUUGCAAACCAAAUGCCUGAUGCAUUUACUGAUACAGGUAAGGUAACAAAAUCACAUAUACCUGCUGCAAAUACUCCUGCUAGAGUAAGUAUCCCAGAUAGACAUCAUGAUAAUCAGUCCACGAUACGCUUAAAGCGUGGAAGACCUCUUGGUGCAAAGGAUUUAGUUCCGCGGAAAAAGAGAUCAGUAGUUGGCAUUCCGGAAAAAGCCAUUCUCUCUGAAACAUUGAUUGAUCAAUCAAGUAAUGAUACACAAGUUGCUCCUGAAGAGGCACAUGUACCUCAAAACAAUGAGAUCUCUAUAAACUAUAUGUUGGUACAAGACAAAACUGGGAUAGGAAUACAAUUAUUCCUGAUAGUAAAUUUGCUUUUACAGUUGCUUUGA
Messenger RNA from Papaver somniferum (opium poppy), 570 nucleotides. RefSeq lists its product as uncharacterized. NCBI's taxonomy places the organism in Eukaryota, Viridiplantae, Streptophyta, Magnoliopsida, Ranunculales, Papaveraceae. The record is from RefSeq and is a predicted model, not a curated record. The coding region runs from base 1 to 570 and encodes 189 amino acids. The transcript has a single exon.